Molecule: messenger RNA, 1296 nt
Organism: Struthio camelus australis
Lineage: Eukaryota; Metazoa; Chordata; Aves; Struthioniformes; Struthionidae
Gene: TMT1A
Product: thiol methyltransferase 1A
Molecular function (GO): S-adenosylmethionine-dependent methyltransferase activity
Source: RefSeq, a predicted model, not a curated record
UUUUUGCCUGAGCUGGGACAUUACGGUAACUGUUUGGUAAGCAGUGCUGUUUUUCCCUUCCUUGCCUGUGACUGGACUUUAAAAUCAGCUUUAGAGAAAAGUCCACCCUAUCAGGCCAAAGAGUUGCACUUCAAGAGGAACACAGCAAGCACACAAAUCCAGCUCUAAGUUUCAAGUGCUCUAAUACGUAGAGGAACGAAGCACAGUACAGACUCAGUCUGCGCAGCACAGAUUCUUUGCCCCCACGCUGGAAAUGACGGAGGCCAGCAUUCUCCUCUUCCGUGCCUGCUUCAUGCUGCUCGCCAUGCCCAUCUAUCUGCUAUCGUUCCUGGGUAUAUGGGAGCCUUUCUGUAAGAAGAUAUUUUUUCCUUUCAUCCUCGAGAAGAUUGCUGCAGUUUACAACAGGAAAACAAAGAGGCAAAAACAGGAACUAUUUCGUAAUCUGCCCGAAUUUACAAGCCCCUCAGGAGAGCUGAAGCUGCUGGAGAUCGGGACCGGCUGUGGUAGUAACUUCCAGUUCUACCCACCAGGCUGCAAAGUGACGUGCACCGAUAUAGACCUUCACUUCCAGAAAGGCCUUUCUCAAAGCAUGAGCCAGAACCAGCACCUGCACUACGAGCGCUUCUUAGUAGCUGCAGGAGAAGACCUGAGCCAGGUGCCCAGCGGUUCUGUGGACGCAGUCGUUUGCACUUUAGUCCUAUGCUCUGUGCGGGACAUAAACAGCACCUUGAAAGAAGUACUGCGAGUGCUCAGACCGGGCGGCGCUUUCUAUUUCUUAGAACACGUGGCUGCUGAUCAUUCCAGCUGGAACUAUUUUUGGCAGCAGAUCUUAUAUCCCACUUGGAAGCUCGUGUUUGCUGGGUGUUGCCUAACAAGAGAGAUAUGGAAAAACCUAGAACAGGCCAACUUCUCCGAACUGAAGUUACAACACAUCAGCGUUCCUCUACCCUGGAUGCCUAAUAAGUCUCAUAUCAUUGGAUAUGCCGUGAAGUAAUUCAUAUCGCGCUGUAACUUUCUCCCCUGUCCUCAGAGAAAUUCCUUGACGUAGUCAAAGCAGCAAAAUGGCAUAUGCUAAUCCAAAUAACCGAACCCAGGUUAACACGAUUAAGCUUCAGUUAUCCUAAGUUUCGGCUGUAAAUGGCAAAUGAGGAAGCGGUUUAGCUUUCUAUAAAUCUUGCAAUGGAAAUAAAUAUGUUGAUGACAUGCUCUAGAGGUAAAGCAUCAGAAACUGGUAUCCUGAAGUUCCAGUUAGCACAAAAAUAAAGCAGAUCCGCUUGGGCACGUAUAAAACCCUUC